AUGUUAUCCAAACGGACUAAGAAGCCCACAGAAAAACUUCUGGCAAUGGCUGCUGAGGGCCAAAACAAGCGGAAGGCAACAGACAAUGCUUCUAACACUAUUAUUGCACCUAAACGUAACAAAAUAACAUCAUCUGUCAACUUGGAACAAGCUACAAAAAGUCCAUCCCCAGGCCCGACUUCCUAUCGAGCCACAGUACGGACCGAAGAAGAGGAGGCAUCUCUCACAGAUGCCAUUGUAAUCUCUGAUGAUGAUGCAGAAAAGGCCAAGGAAAGUUCAGUAGAAGAUGUAGCAGAAUCCUCAGAGGCCGAACUAGGUAGUGUUUUGAUUUCUAAACUUGUUAAUCAGUACUAA
Messenger RNA from Suillus subalutaceus, 354 nucleotides. RefSeq lists its product as uncharacterized. The record is from RefSeq and is a predicted model, not a curated record. NCBI's taxonomy places the organism in Eukaryota, Fungi, Basidiomycota, Agaricomycetes, Boletales, Suillaceae. The transcript has a single exon. The coding region runs from base 1 to 354 and encodes 117 amino acids.